AUGGAGCCGAAGACGACACCGAAGCGGUGGCAGCUCAGCGGGACAGACUAUGCAGACCCGCAGCGAGUCCACAGCCUGCGGGCCGAAACCCGCUUCAGUACCUGGACCCCCCUGAACAACAAGACCAACAACCUGCAGUUAUUUGAGGAGAGGGUGAACCUUGUGCUCCACUGGUUUGACUUGUGGACCGACAGACAGAGGAAACACCUGCUGCACACUCUGCUCACACGUUGCAGCAGGUCACAGCUCAAGCACUGUAGGGAUUUGCUGAUCGAGACCAUUCCUGUGACUCAAGUGGACUUCACGGCGGUGCUGCCUCGCUUCCUGUCCCUGUAUGUGAUGUCAUUUCUGAGCCCCCGUGACCUGUGCUCCGCCGCCCAAGUCAGCUGGCACUGGAGGUUCCUGGCAGAGCAGGACUGUCUGUGGGCAGGCCGGUCGAUCAGAAGAGGCUGGUUUCUUCCCUACUCUCCAGGAGAGAAAGAAUUCGGAGCAUGGAAGAACCACUAUGUCUCUUGCGUCUCCACACUGGACCUGCUCACUCCACGGGAGGCGGCCGAGCAGUACGGGACCCUCAACCAGCAAAGCACGGAGGUGGAGGAGGAGGAGGAAGAGAGGAGGAAGGAGAGGAGGAUCAGGAAGCUGAUCAGAGACAAACUACAGGAGGAGAAGAGCCUGUCUGUGAGAACCAGGAGAGCCUGGGGCAGCUAUACAAAGCCAGACGGAGCUGGAGGUGGAAGUGCCCAGACAGGGAGACCCAGCUCUGGACUAACUCUCAGCUCUUGGCCCUCGCUGUCCUGGCUUCCAAGGACUGAUGGGUCUCCCAGCCUCUGUCUUAGCCUGGACAGAGGACAGCCCGUGACUGCAGCACCCAGCUUGGACAGAGUCGAGACCUCCCGUCCUCACAGUGAGAGAAUGAGCAAAGUCAGUGGGGCUUUGUCCACCUUCACCUACAGACCUGCUCUGCCACAGCCGGUCCCUUCAGUCCAUCUACCCUCUCCUGCCCUCUUACUGCUGAUCUCCAGUCAGAUUCCUGCCUAUGAGCUGCUGCUGAGUGGUGUGAAGGCAGGAGUCAUUGUGGUUCUGUAUGACCACAGAGGGACACUCUCUGCUCUGUUAACCCAGGCGGAGAGAGCUAUUUCUGGCCAGAGAGCUCAGAGGCUGGGCCUGCUGGCUCCAGGAGGAACGGAGGAAAUCCGCCUGCUUCACAGUAGCAGACUGUCAGAGAGGACUCUACUGACCCCCAGCCACAGAGAAUUCUGGGAAAAACUAAGUGGCUGGGUGGCACCAACAGAGGAAGGGGGAGGGAUUGACUUGUUCUCCCCGCUGGCUGCAUCUGCAUCGGGACUGGCUCUCAUCCAGACUCUGUCUACUCUGACUGGGCUGGAGGUUCAGGCGCCCAUGGGUCUUGCCACCGGAAGUUUCCAGAACAUCCUGGGUGAGUGGUCUGAUGGCAGAGUGUGCACCGGACUCUUGGACCAGCAUCCAGGAGCCCCAGCACUGCGGUUUGUGUGUGAGAGCAUCCUGCAGGGCUGGUGCAGACAGGCACAGUGGAUGGAGGAAGCUCUGGAGGAGCUGAGGGCCUGCUUGGGGCCACAGCUACAGCGGGUCGGCCUCCAGGCCAGGGGCCGAGCUCUGGGUCAUUUUCUGUGGGAGACAAUCUGCCUCGAGGAGCUUCGUGUGUCCAAAGAUCUAAAUGAGGCUCUGACAGAGGGACUCACUGCUCUCACAAAACAGGAAGAGACCAGGCCUUUGGAGUUUAUCGCCGUCUUCCUGACAAAAUGGCUUGAGGAGAAGGAAAGUGAAGAGAGCAGUGGAGAGGAAAAGUGUGGAAACGAAGGAGCAGAUGAUUUCUCUUUAGCACCACAUCGCUCACAGAAAUGUCUCAGCCGGAUACCUGCGCUACCACAGGCAGCGUUUGACUGGAGAGGUGCAGUUGUCAGAGAGCUGCACCACAGUGAGUGUGCCUAUCUGGGGAGGCUGAGUGCUGUGCUGAAGGUGUACCAGGAGCCUCUUACAGCAGCCCUGAACUCCAACAGAGCCAUUCUGAGCUACGCUGACAUACACAUUGUCCUCAGCCCUGUCAAACAAAUACUGGAGCUCAACAGGGUGUUUGAGGCAGAUUUACAAGCCAGGCUGCGGCAGUGGGGGGCAGAGCAGUGUGUCGGAGAUGUGUUUGUGAAACUGUGCUCAAAGCUCAGAGUCUACACCAACUACCUCAACAACUACACCACCGCCCUCAGCACCAUCGACAAGUGCAGGGAGACGAAGCCUCCAUUUCGGGCUUUCCUGAAGAGAGCUGACAGGACUCCUGCAACAUACAUGCUGAGCCUGCAGGAGCUGCUGCUGUGUCCGGUGUGGAGAAUACAGGAGUAUGUGACUCUGCUUCAGGCUCUGUCUGUGCACACACCCUCUGGUCACCCUGACCACACACACCUGUCCUCGGCCCUCGACACCCUGCUGCGAUUCAGGGCGUUCAUGCAGAAGUUAAAACGUAACUUGGAUAGAGACAGGCUGAUGGAGGAAACGCAGCAGAUGAUCCAAGGCUGUCCGCGCCUCAGUGAAGGAAACAGGCAGCUCAUAAUAACUCAGGAGGCUGCUUUGCUCAGGUGCCCCGAUGAACAGAUUCCAGACUCGCUCAGGACGUAUGAGCAGGUGUCUGAUGUGGGCCUGUUCCUCUUCAACGAUGCUUUGGUGUUGACGCGCCGAAAUGUGCGUCACACACCAUUCACGCUGGCUCACCGGAGCACACACACUUUCCUGGCCUCCGUGGCUCUCGCCAGCCUGGCUGUCAGGGAGAUCACACACACACGCUAUGUGAGUCACGCCUUCGUCCUGGAGGGUCCUUGUCGUUCCUGGGUUUGUGCCACAGAAAGAGGUGAAGAGAGAGAGCACUUCCUGUCUGCGCUGCGUUCAGCCAUCAGCUCUGCUCUGACCGGAGAUCAGUGACUGGCACGGCAAGAGGAGGUUAGGACACCACUGUUGGCACUUUUUAAGUGAAAACGUUCACCUCCAAACAUUUGCCCUAUUUUUUUGUUUUAACUGGCAUUUUGAGUAUCUUACAUCCACCGUAAAAGUAUUUUUUAUUUUUUACUUGAUGAUAUAGGUAAAAAAAUUGUUUAAUUAGUCAACAUAAGAGAAUAUUGUCUUUGUCUUGUCACUGGAUUUGUGAUACUUGGAAGUUAUCAAGUAUAUUGUCACUUUGACAUUUUGCCCAAUCUUGCUUUUAAUGAGCUGGGAGGCUCAACAUAUUACAUCAACCAGUAUCAUAGUUAUUAUAAAUUUGCACGCAUCUUCACGGCUUCCCAAUGCUUCAUAUGUUGCUCGCUGUCAGCUGGAUGCUUGUUUGACGCUUGAAGGCACGCAGUACCUGAACUAAAUUACACUUCAGUGGCAUGACGCUCACAAAACUCUAGCUGUUGCUUCUGCAUUGUUGCGCUCUGAACCUGUUGUCGUGGUUGUAGUUAAAAACUGCUGUGGUGGGUUUUGUCCUUGUGCUUGUGUUUUGUGUAAAGCGAAACCAGUUGAAAACCAAAAGCACACCUAACAUUUGCCAGACAAUCACAGCGUCAGCUUUGGCAAAUAGCUGCUGUACUCGACAGUCAGAUUUGUUCUCGUUUCACUGUUUACAGUUCCACAUUUUUUAUAUAUGUAAGUAUGUAGUCACUAUACGCAAGUGCAAGUUUUCAGUUUUAAUAAAGCUAAAUGUUACAAAGCUACUUUUUCAGUUUCAUUUUCUAAAAUAACUUUGAUUUAAAAAAAAGUUCAAGUCUUUAUUUUUAUAAAUCUUUGUGUUUUCUGUAGUUUUUUAAAAUCAUACCAGGGACAUUUCUCUUCUUUCAGGU
This is a messenger RNA of Scatophagus argus, 3842 nucleotides long. Its product is annotated as epithelial cell-transforming sequence 2 oncogene-like. The record is from RefSeq and is a predicted model, not a curated record. The transcript has 21 exons. The coding region runs from base 1 to 2946 and encodes 981 amino acids. Gene Ontology annotation, molecular function: protein binding; guanyl-nucleotide exchange factor activity. NCBI's taxonomy places the organism in Eukaryota, Metazoa, Chordata, Actinopteri, Scatophagidae.